AUGGCUUGCGCAAACGGCUCCAAGCCGUUGCUCCUGCCUUGGGCAAACAACACUGUCUCCGCUGACGGCACUGUCCUCACCAGAGGCAUUUCUUUCGCUAUCGGCACUCCUCCGCAACCCUUUUCCUUAACACCAUCGACGCUUUCCGACAAUCUCUUCAUCAACAAUGCAGCCGAGUGCGUGGCAACUACGAACACCAGCUGCAUUGGCCAACUCGGUGGCAUCUAUGAUAGUGCAACUUCGACUACGUUCAAAGAGGUAGACUACGCAACAUGGACAGGCAGCAGAGAGUCCGUCGAUCUGGCAUACGCGAGCUCUUACAUCUUUUUCGACGAUGCCGCCGCGUUUGGUCUGAAACCGGAGGCGAACAAGUUCGCAACCUUUCCCAUGUUAACCAAUGGAUCUACCGAUACAAGCGCAGACGCGCUCAUGAAGAACGAGCCAAGCUAUCGAGCAACUCUGCCUCUAGGAAUGGACUCGAGCUUCUUGAACUACCUCGUGGACGCUGGCCAAGCUUCUUCCCGAACGUAUGGACUAUGGGCCGGAUCAGAAUCUGAAGAAGCACCUCAAGAUGGCUUGAUCGUUGUUGGUGGCUACGACGAAAGCCGUCUCAAAAGUGCAGCCACUACCUUUCCUAUGUUUUCCGACUGUCCAACUUGCGCUAUCCUUACGGCCAUCACGUACGAUGUUGGCGGUAAGAGCACCACGCUCUUCGCGGACGCAAAGGACACUCUUGUUGUGCAUCUUGACCCUUUCUCAUCUGACAUUAGACUGCCAGCUGCGAUGUUGGACAACCUUGCUGCGGCGGAGACUACUGCCUUUUGGAACGAAACCUCGCGUCACUUCGAGCUUCCUACCGACCCAGCUCCCGCAGGCACCAUCACCGUCACGCUGUCGGAUAUGGGCACCCCCGGCGGCGACGCAUCCAAACCCUCUGUCGCAACUUACAAGUCCGUCAUUCCAGCGACUGAGCUCUACAGCCGGCCCCGGGCAUACAAUGCUGCAGGGCUGUACGAAGUGGACAAUGCGACAGUCUUCAACAUGGCCGUGACGAACCAAACCGGACCUACUACCAUGACCAUCGGAACCUUGGGCCUACCCUUCUUCACACAAAACUACCUCAUUGUCGAUCCCGACGCGCAAAACUUCCAGCUCGCACCUGCAGUCGUCACAGCAGCCGACCCCAAAGGCGCUGAUGCGAAGGUUAAGCAAGUGUGUCGCGUCUUGCCAGGCGCAAAGGCAAAGACUCAAAUCGGCCCUAUAGUUGGAGCAGCGAUCGGUGGCAUCGUCGGUGCACUUCUAAUUGUCGCUCUGGUCUGGUGGUUGCGCAGACGCAGGAACAACGCAAACGGUCAACGGCACUCUCGUGGCGAAAGCGACGCACCGACCGCGACAUCACAGAACCCAAUCGUCCGACGCACGCAAGACCACGUUUCUCUGGACAGCAGCUCCCUCGACCUACCGCGCCAGAUGCCUGCUGCACCUCCCUCCGCCAUGGUGCUGAGCGACGGUACUACAUUCCCAUCCCCAAUCUCCGGCCGUUCAAAGAGCAAGCUCGGCGGCAAACAUGAAGAUCCUCGGAGGGGCUUGGUCCACGACAGCUUCAAGAAGGUCGACGAAGAGAACGAUGGAAGACUCUUGGACGAGAGACCUAUGGGACUGAGCGAGACGAUCCAUUCACGAGGAACUCUACCGAGGUUGGCAGCGGAGCAUACGGUCGAAUGA
Alternaria ventricosa is the source of this 1725-nucleotide messenger RNA. RefSeq lists its product as uncharacterized. The transcript is spliced from 2 exons. The record is from RefSeq and is a predicted model, not a curated record. The coding region runs from base 1 to 1725 and encodes 574 amino acids. Lineage: Eukaryota; Fungi; Ascomycota; Dothideomycetes; Pleosporales; Pleosporaceae.